Messenger RNA from Mercenaria mercenaria, 5786 nucleotides. Its product is annotated as centrosomal protein of 83 kDa-like. NCBI's taxonomy places the organism in Eukaryota, Metazoa, Mollusca, Bivalvia, Venerida, Veneridae. The record is from RefSeq and is a predicted model, not a curated record. The transcript is spliced from 12 exons. Gene Ontology annotation, cellular component: centrosome. The coding region runs from base 182 to 2371 and encodes 729 amino acids.
UAUUUUUCUUGCCAUUGCAAAUACAUUCAUCGGACUGACAAAUAAGGGUCCUAUUAAAGUGAUCUCAUACACCCGGGAUCUUAGUCUCCUGUUCAGACAUGCAUAAUUUGUAGCACUGAACACAGAUGGGUGGGGUAGUAUUGUUUUGAAGUUCAUUUACUGAUAUAGAAAGGGUGCAACAAUGAAUCUGAGUUUUCCAGGGAGUCCCAGUCCCCUGGGACGUCCACCUAUGUCCCCAGGGGCACAAAUGCCAAAGCUGGUGCAAGAUACAGAACUUCAGAAAUUACUAGCUGAUGAAAAGAUGAGAAGCCAGAUGCACAAAACAAACUAUGAACAAUUAAAGGAUGAAAAUAGAAGGUUACAAGAUGAGUACAACAGUUUGGAAGAAGAGAUAAGAAGAACAAUAGAGGAAAGUAAGAUUGUACAAGAGAAAUACAAGUCCAUGUAUGAGGAUAGUAGACGUGAGGUGGCAGAUAAACAAGCCAUGCUUGAGGACCUUAGAAAUAAGACUGUGACACCACAAAAAUUGGACAUGAUAAAGAUGCAGGUGAGUGAUGAGCUUGAAAGAUCAUACAGAGAGAAGUACCAGAAACAGGAAAGCGAGAUCGAAGAGCUGCGGAGUAUGUGUAACAAAUACAAGCAUGAGUUAUUCUUCCUCAAGUCAGAGUAUGAGCAUGAACAAGCUGAAAGUCGACAAAUUCUUGCCGAGAUGAAAUUACAGCAUGACGCUGAGGUAACAAAUCUAAGAAAGGAACGUGAAUCCACUAUCAUCAAGAUCCAGUCAGAGGGCUCACAAGAUUCCCAGAGGGUACGAGUUCUUCAACGUGAGAAUGCUCAGCUCCACCUCAAAAUCAAAGGCCUCAUGACAGAAAUGGAUGAAGUUCGAGCCAAUCGUGAGAAGAUAGGUUCAGAGUCUGAGAGUCAUGUACGCAUUCAGGGAAAACAGAUAACUGAACACCAGGCUACCAUCAAAUCUCUCGAGGCAGAGAGGGAGUCACUGCGCCGACAGGUGGAAACUUUGUCUCGCGAUUUCUCAGGAACCGCUGACACACACAAUAAGCUGACACUGCGUAUACAUGAGCUAGAGAAGGAGAACAUGGUCUAUAAGAAUCGAGCGGAGGAGGUUACACAUAAGAGUAAGGUUGACCUCACUAACCUCAAGAUGGAUAUGUUGAAACAGAGGGGAGAUCUCGAGAGGGAGAGGGAUAAACUAUCAAAUCUUGUUGAAGAUUUGCAAGUGAAAAUAGACAUAGCUAAGCACACAAUACAACAGCAGGACCAAGCCUUGGUCGACAAGGAGAGGGACUGUGUACGUAGAGUACAGGCAGCCAGAGAGGAGGAGUUUGAAAAGUUUGCCAAAGUUGAAAACGAGAAGUUGGAACUUGAGACUAAAAUUCAAGAGAAUGAAAGAAGGAAAAUAGAUGAGGAUGCAUACAGACAAGCAGAACGUGAGAAGAUGGAAGAACGAGUAGGAGCUGCCAUGGAAGCCAAAGACUCAGCAGAGAAAGAACUACUAGUCAUACAAUCUAAGUUGUCACAUCAGCAGUCUUUAUUGGACCAGCUGGAAAGAGAACGAACAGAAAACUCGGAAUUAAAAAGUAAAAUUGCUAAAGUCGAAACUGAACUCAGUAGUUACCUUGGUAAUGAACACGAUAUGACAGAUGAAAACAUUCGUAUGAGAAAUCAGGUGGAAUUAUUACGAGAAGAACUCAAGUUAACUAAAGAACAAUAUCAUAAAGCACAUGAAAAUCAUGAGCGAAUACUUGCCCAAUCAAAAUCGGCACUAGUGGAUGAGAAAACGAGAUUAGAAUUACGGGUACAAGAACUUGAAGAUAAACUUGCAGAUUCUACAAAGAAGUAUGCAAAGGCUGUUUCAGUUUAUAAAAAGUACAAGAGCCGGAGUUCUAAAGUUAUAGAGAACUUAAAAUACAAGUCACAGAUCUUGGAAGCUAAGAGAGAAGAAGUGGAACUAGAAAAAAAGGCAUUACAGUCAUGUGUACCUCAAGAUACUUACAAUAAUCUCAAAAAACAAUUGAAAGAUCUACAGCGUCGACAUACAGAGUUCCGUAAAGUUCUAGUUACCCAGGGAGUACAGCACGUGCCUAUAGGAGAUAUGUCUUUCGCUUCCAUCAACUUAGAUGCUACAGUACUCCCUAACUAUAGCUUCAAUGAACAGGAAAGGCGACACCAAGAAGAUCUGAAAUUAUUGCGUCAACGUUUAGACCUACUCGAUGAUAAUCAACAACAACAGCUAGAUGAGUUUCAAGAAAUAGCUCACAGUACCCUGCGCAGUACACACCACGAUGAUUUUGAGAACACCAGUAAAGAAAAGAUAGACAUUGAGAAAGCUACCUCACCACCACCUACCUAGCAUUUACUUUGUUGUCCCGCUGUACAUUUAAUACUGUAAAACACUUCAAAUUUGGUCAGAUUUUAUUUUGCUAAUUUAGAUUUAUUCCGCUAAUUUGCUCUUUAUUUGUUUACAAAAUGAUGAAUUUGUUCUGUUUUGUAAUUAGAAACUGGAAUUUUAUUUGGAUAUACCAUGUAUAUACUCAAACUUUGAAUUUGCAAGGUAUAAAACUAACAAAUAUUUGUUAAAUUAAAGUUUUUGCCAACAAUAAGUGUUCUACAGUAUUGAAUUAGGAUUUUUUUUGCCAACUUUUAUACCUAAGUUUUAUGGUUGUUUUUAGCUCACCUGUCACGUAGUGGCAAAAUUUUCUAUUUUGGCCCUUUCACUAUAUAGAAGUUUCAUUUAUGCUUUGAUUUGAUACAAAGUUGCAUAGAAUGUUUAUCUUGAUGAUCUCUAGGCCAAGUUUGAAACUGGGUCAUGUGGGGUUAAAAUUAGGUCACCAGGUCAGAUCAAAGGAUAAGUUUAACACCCUAGAGGCCACAUUUUUGACCCUAUCUUCAUGAAACUUGGUCAGAAUAUUUAUCUUGAUCAUUCCUAGGCCAGGUUUGAAACUGGGUCAUGUGGUGUCAAAAAGUAGGUGACCUGCUCAAGUCAAAGGAAAAAGCUUGUUAACACUCUAGAGGCCAUAUUUAUGAAACUUGGUAUGAAUGUUUAUCUUGAUGAUUCCAAGGCCAAGUUUAACAAGUGAGUGAUAUAGGGUCACCAUGAUUAGUUCUUUUGAAACAAUGUAACAGAGAGGAUUGUUUAGUUUUAGGCAGAAGUACAAGGAAAGAAGGAGAACAUCAUCAAGUUAUUUGGAACAUUUUCUGUGUCUACAUUAAAUAGAUAAAGUCUGAUACCAAAACAACAUAUGAGCCGCGCCAUGAGAAAACCAACAUAGUGGCUUUGUGACCAGCAUGGAUCCAGACCAGCGCAGUCUGGUCAGGAUCCAUGCUGUUCGCUAACAGUUUCUCUAAUUGCAAUGGGCUUUGAAAGCGAACAGCAUGGAUCCUGACCAGACUGCGCGGAUGCGCAGGCUGGUCUGGAUCCAUGCUGGUCGCAAAGCCACUAUGUUGGUUUUCUCAUGGCACGUCUCAAUUAUUUUUGCAAAAAUACAGUAGCAUUACAUUGUUCAGUUGUUACUUAUUAAUACAGUUACGGUUUCUCAGUAUCAGCAGUUAAAAUAUAAAAGUGUUCUGUGAGGCGUUGUGAGAUAUUUUUGCAUUACAAUAGUAUGUUAUUCUGUGAUAUCUUAUAGUCUUUUUUAUAUUAAGUAAGAGAUGUGAACAUAAUUUUGUUGAUUUCAAUGCAUUUUAUAUUCACUCCUUGAAUUACUGUAAAAUUGGGGUUUGGGUAUGUUAAUUGCUAUUUGCCAAAUUUGUCCGCAUGUUUGUUACACUGCAAUACAGUAAAUCUUUUAGCCUACCAGUGGCAAGUGAUUCUGCCUUUGUGUCCAGUGCAGACCAAGAUCAGCUGCACAUCCACGGUCUGCACUGUUUGCCAUUCAGUCAGUAAAUUUUCAGUGAACACCCCUUAGAAUAACAAAUGGUACUGCCCAAAUUGAAUGAUGGACCAGUCCAUUUUAGAAAUGUAGCAGGGUAAUGGUUAAACAAUUUAAAUCAAGAGCUAAAUCAUUCUGACAGUCCCAGGAAUGGCAGUUAUGUUACAAGAUGAUGGCAUGGAGGCAGCUAGCAAUGGGCAGUUAGAAAGCAGCAAUAAGAAAAUGUCAUUUAAUAUUCUAGGAGUCAGGACUAUUGCAAACUACAUGUCACACUCGGCAAAUAAUUGUUUUGAAGGUUUUGAUCCAUGUUUCUAAAGGGUGCUUGCUGAAAAUGGAAUUCACAUAAGAAUUGCUUACUGGAUGCGUAAAAAUUGUAAUUUUGUAACAACUGACAUUUGGUAUUUGGCACUUACCAACCUGCAUUCCAUAAAAUACUGAAGAUUUAUUAGUUGGUGUUGUGAAGUUUCCUUUACCAUAUUUAUUUCUAUAAACAUGUUGAUAUUGAAUAUUGUGCUACUGAGAUUAUGUUUUUUUCUAAUUUAACUAUUGUCUUAAGUUACAUGCUACUAGGACUAUUUUGUUGUAUUUUUUUCAAAUGCCUGUUUGUUAAUUAUAUAAAUGUUUCUGGUUUGAAAAGUAUUUAAAAACUAUUUAAAUGAUCAAUCCUAUCGCGAAAUAUACAGAAUUUUUGUAGCCCGGAUGAAAUAUUUGGCAAAUUAGGGGCAACGUAUUACUUUGAUUAAGAACAAGUGUAUAUUUCUCAAUACUUGUACAUUUCUUUUAGUAAGUAAGUGAUAUAUUGUCUAGAGUUGUAGUCUUUUGUUAAUUCUUUACGAACAAACUACUAAUUUUAGGAGCACUGGUUUUGACAUUUUAAAUUUUUAACAUUAUUUGAGGGUGUAGUGCCUGAUUAAACAGAAAACGUUUGUGAUAAAUUUGGAGGAAAAAUUGAGAAUUAUUACUUCUUUAAAAUCGAGGAAUUUCUUUUCACAAUAUUUGCCAAUUGUCCUUCUAUGAGAAAAUAAAUACAAAUGUAUGUUACUUGUAAGGUAAUAUUUGGCGUAUUUUGGCUAAUUAAGGUGCUACUAUAUAUAUAAUACACAGACUUGUAUUUUUUAUUGCAGGUUGUGCCUUAAUUAUUUGAUAACCAUAAUUUAUUACAUCAGGUUUUUAAUGUGACGUUAUUGCAGAUUUUUUUUUGAAGGCAGAUUAUUUCUUUUGAAAUCAUUUAUAUAUGUGUAUAUGUAUACUAAAUCUUUGGAACUUAUUUCAAAAUAUUCUAACUUAAAAAUGAUGUGAACCAGGUCAUGCAAGUGAAAUUUUUCUAAGCAGUUACAAAAGAUAAUGAAUUACAUGUCUUUUUAUAUUGUCAUGUAAGUGCAUUUUUCAUUUCUUUUAGAGCAAUAAUUGUUAUAAGUAGAGCUUUAAACAGCAGCCAUCAAUGUUCUGGUGCUUUUGAAUGCUAUCUUUGUGAUUAUAAAAUGUUUGAUACUGCAAGCAUCUGUUAAUUUAGGAAGUAAUGGAUGUUUUAGUAACUUACAUAUGUUGUAUUUUUGAAAACUUGAUAGGUGUGGAGAAGUGUUAAAUAAGAACAGUAAAGUUUUUGUUGACAUUAAAUGGUUAUAGUGACAUUGUUAGAUAAUGUCAACUGUACUAGAGUAUUAAUGAUUUUUUUUUAAAUACAUCAAACUGUUUCAAAAGAUAGUAAUAACAUUUUUUCAAUAACUCGAUCUUGAUCAUGUUUUUAUCUAUAUAAAGAGGUUGUAAUAAUUUUAUAUAUGUAUAUACUUUAUAAUACAGAACAUGGUAAUGAAAUUUAAAUUUCUUGUACAAUUUGAAAUGUAUCUUGUAGAGUAUUUCUUUGUUAUGAAAUAAACUAUAGCAAUACUUACCAUA